CCCUUCCCUGCUUCAGCUUCUCUCACACCAUUACCAGUACAUAUCGCUUUAUCAAAAAUCACUUAAAUUUUCGACAUUUUUGCAUUUAUUUUGCUUUGCCUUUCAAUAUCGAUGUUCAUGGCUGUUGAAUCAACUCUCCCGACUCCAUUCCGAACUCCGGCUUCCGAUAAAGAUGCGAAAGCUCUUCAAUUCAUUGAAGAGAUGACAAAAAAUGUCGAUUCGGUUCAAGAAAGGGUUUUACGUGAGAUCCUAAGCCGAAAUGCCGAGACUGAGUAUCUCAAACGGUUCAUCCUUAAUGGAGCUACGGACCGGGAAACAUUCAAGUCUCGAAUCCCUGUUGUCACUUAUGAAGAUAUACAGCCUGAGAUUCAACGCAUCGCCAAUGGUGAUAAGUCCCCUAUCUUUUCAGCUCAUCCCAUUUCAGAGUUUCUCACUAGUUCAGGGACUUCAGCUGGAGAAAGGAAGCUGAUGCCAACAAUUCAUGAAGAGUUGGAUCGUCGUCAACUCUUGUAUAGCCUUCUUAUGCCUGUAAUGAACCUCUACGUUCCAGGAUUGGACAAAGGGAAGGGUCUUUACUUCUUGUUUGUGAAAGCUGAAACAAAGACUCCUGGAGGGCUCUUGGCACGCCCAGUCCUCACAAGCUACUACAACAGCGACCACUUUAAGACUCGCCCAUAUGACCCUUUCAAUGUUUACACUAGCCCCAACGAAGCCAUCCUUUGCGUUGACUCUUUUCAAAGCAUGUACGCCCAGAUGCUUUGUGGCUUGAUCAUGAGGAACGAGGUCCUUCGUGUUGGUGCCGUUUUUGCCUCUGGCCUGCUUAGGGCCAUUCAUUUCCUUCAAAACAACUGGAAACAACUGGCUCAUGACAUCGCAACGGGAACCUUAAACCCUAAAAUAACCGAUGCUCCGGUUCGAGAAUGCAUGAGAAAAAUCUUGAAACCUAACCCAGAACUUGCCCAGUUCGUUACCAUGGAAUGUUAUGAGGAGAAUUGGGAAUGUAUCAUCAAAAGAAUUUGGCCCAGAACUAAGUACCUUGAUGUUAUCGUAACUGGAGCCAUGGCUCAAUAUAUCCCCACCCUUGAAUAUUACAGUGGUGGCUUGCCAAUGGCUUGCACGAUGUAUGCUUCGUCAGAGUGUUAUUUCGGUCUCAAUCUCAACCCGAUGUGCAAACCAUCCGAAGUCACAUACACUAUCAUGCCAAACAUGGCGUACUUUGAGUUCUUGCCUCAUGGAUCAUCCACUUCUUGCCUAGUUGAUCUCGCCGAUGUCGAAGUCGGCAAAGAAUAUGAGCUCAUCCUCACCACUUAUGCAGGAUUGUGCCGCUACAGAGUCGGCGAUAUCCUUCGAGUCACCGGUUUUCACAACGCGGCCCCACAGUUUCGUUUCAUUAGGAGAAAGAACGUUUUGUUGAGCAUCGAGUCAGAUAAAACGGAUGAGGCUGAGUUACAAAACGCCAUCGAAAACGCUUCUCUUUUGCUGAAGGAAUUCAACACCAGCGUUGUUGAGUACACAAGCUACGCUGACACCAAACAAAUACCGGGUCACUACGUUAUUUACUGGGAAUUACUCGUCAAAGACUCAGCUAAUGCACCAACCGAUGAUGUUUUGAACCGAUGCUGCUUACAAAUGGAGGAAUCCUUGAACUCAGUUUACCGUCAAAGCCGAGUUGCUGACAACUCAAUCGGCCCCCUAGAGAUAAGAGUAGUGGAAAACGGCACGUUUGAGGAGUUAAUGGAUUAUGCAAUUUCAAGGGGUGCCUCCAUAAAUCAAUACAAAGUUCCAAGAUGUGUAAGCUUCACUCCAAUCAUGGAACUUCUGAACUCAAGGGUGGUUUCUAAACAUUUCAGUCCAGAUUUACCGCACUGGACCCCAGAACGUCGUCGUUGAGCACGCUGCAUAAAGUUCCACAAAUAGUCUAUUAGGCCUUGGAAACCAACUUUUUUCUGCAUAUAUAUAUAAUCGUAUUAUUAUUAGCUUUUAAAUGGUUUGGGUCAGUGAUUUUUGGUUCAAAUCCAUUUCAUGUUUGUUUCACUUGCUAGUGUUUCUUAGAUCUGUCUUUUCUUUAAAAAUAAAUAAAGAUGAGAAAAAGAGACUUUAAAGAUGGAUGUAAGUCAUCUCAUGAGCAGCUACUAUGAUAUUAUAUAUACCAUGAUAUCUAUGUAUAUAAUGUGAUGGCAGAAGUUGUAACUUGUAAUGGAUUGAUGAUGCUUAAUGGUUUUCUUGUCA
Molecule: messenger RNA, 2229 nt
Organism: Gossypium arboreum
Lineage: Eukaryota; Viridiplantae; Streptophyta; Magnoliopsida; Malvales; Malvaceae
Product: probable indole-3-acetic acid-amido synthetase GH3.1
Exons: 3
Coding region: 112-1890 (592 amino acids)
Cellular component (GO): cytoplasm
Molecular function (GO): acid-amino acid ligase activity
Source: RefSeq, a predicted model, not a curated record